AUGAGUGACGAAAUAAUUGGUUUGGGAAAGGAUGACAUGCUUGCGCUAAAGUGUGCAAACUGCGAACUAUACCUCUCUGUUCCUCCUAUAACUAUGAAUGAGGGCGAGUACUACUGUGGCAGGUGUAACAUUCAAGGUACCAGGAUCGAAAUUUAUGAAGAACUAGCUUCACACAUAUUAUUCCCAUGUGUCAAUGAAACAUGCACGCGUCUACUGUCAUGGGGAAAUGUUGCAAACCAUGAAACCAAUUGUCCCCAUAAACUGAUUUGUUGUCCAUUUGUCAAUUGCAUAGAUGUUUACGAAGCAAAUGAAAUAUUGGUUCACUUUGAAGAUUACCACGAAAAUCAUUUAUAUUUUGAAAAUGAAAUUUGUUUUUUCAGAAGGUUCCGAAAUCUGGAAUUUCAUAAAUUUACAGUUGACAAAAGGGCUUAUGCACUAAGCUGGGGUGAUUUGAAGUAUGUUGUUAUGGUCUAUAUGGAUGCUAAAGAACAUCGAAGUUACAGUCCAAGAAUGAACAAAGCAGUUGGCCUAAAUAGAGAGGAAUUAACCAAGUUAAAAUGUAGUCAGUGUCAACUGUACCUCUCAUUACCACCAAUAGUUCAUAAAAAUGGUAAAUGGUACUGUGGGAGAUGUAAGGUAGCUGGGAUCAGAAAUGAUAUUUAUGAAGAAUUGGCCAAAUACAUGUGCUUCCCAUGUGUCCAUGAGACUUGCAAGCUUCAACUACAAUGGGGACAAGUUGCCAACCACGAGCUUGCUUGCCCCCAUAAAGUGAUUUUGUGCCCUUUUAUCAAUUGCAAGGAAAAGUACAAGAACAAGGAAUUUUUGGCACACUUUAGCAAAACUCAUGCUUCUAAUCUGUUUUUUACAAAUGAACUAAGGGCUGGUAGAAGAUUCAGACAUCUGAGUUUCAACCAGUUUGGUACAGAUAGAAGAGUAUAUGCAAUUACCUAUGAGAAUCUUAAUUAUUUAGUUAUGGUUUACCUAGAUGCAGAAAAACAUCCCAAAACAAACACUGUUGGAAUAUAUAAUUUUUCAUUCGGAGUAUAUUCUGUACAAGCCAAAAGCAAAAAGAAAUGUUAUGAAGUUGAUAUACAGAUAAUAUGGGACUCUGGAAUCAUUACAAAUUAUAAUAUUAAAGAUCAGCAGAUAUUACAAUUCAAUGACAGAAUUCAUUGCUUGAAAUGCAUUCAGGGCAUUUGUUCUUUAGAAUUUCAUGAAAAUAAAAAAAACAAUUUUCUACCUACUAAGCUUGCUAAGCUUAAGAAUUUAGGGGAUAUGGAAGUUCAGUUCAGGGUGGCAAUUGUUAAUGCUACAGAACCACAGAUUGUAUCAAAUAAUAAAGGGAAAGAUAAUCAUUCAGAUUUAAAAUGCUCAAAAUGUAGAGACUACAUGUGCUCCCCAAUUUAUGUAUGUAGCUUGAAUCAUUCAUUCUGCAUCAGUUGCAAACGAAGGAUAACCAGUUGUAAUACUUGUAAAACUGUUAUAUUGGAUACUAGAAAUGCUGAUCUUGAAUAUAUUGCAGAGAAGACAGAGAUUCCUUGUCAUAAUAAGGGUAAAGGUUGUAACUAUGUGGGUAUUAUAAGAAGAACGAAACAGCAUCAGUUUGAUUGUAAAUACAACUUUGGUUAAUUAGAAUAUCUAAAUGGAAGCAAAUAUUUUAUUGUGUGUGUAAAUUUUACCUUAGGUUGAUAAGGCUGAUAUUUUACUGUGCUAAAUAUCUACUAGUAUAUCAUUCCUAAUUGUAUACUGGCAUUUAUAAAAAUGCAUAUACCAUUAACAGUGCCUUAUAUAUCUGUUACAUUAAAAGUAGGCUAUCAUAUCUGAGACUGUUA
Molecule: messenger RNA, 1832 nt
Organism: Acanthoscelides obtectus
Lineage: Eukaryota; Metazoa; Arthropoda; Insecta; Coleoptera; Chrysomelidae
Source: the annotation of a GenBank genome assembly